Rhinolophus ferrumequinum (greater horseshoe bat) is the source of this 4528-nucleotide messenger RNA. RefSeq names its product glutamate metabotropic receptor 4 (gene GRM4). The coding region runs from base 522 to 3380 and encodes 952 amino acids. NCBI's taxonomy places the organism in Eukaryota, Metazoa, Chordata, Mammalia, Chiroptera, Rhinolophidae. The record is from RefSeq and is a predicted model, not a curated record. Gene Ontology annotation, cellular component: membrane. The transcript is spliced from 11 exons. Gene Ontology annotation, molecular function: adenylate cyclase inhibiting G protein-coupled glutamate receptor activity. Gene Ontology annotation, biological process: G protein-coupled glutamate receptor signaling pathway; regulation of synaptic transmission, glutamatergic.
CGGUCCGCAGCGUCAGCGCCGCGCGCCGCGGCCCGGGCUCUGGGCACCGCAAGAACCAGCCUCCGGCUGCCGCCUCCUCGCGUCCCCGGGGCGGGCGGGCGCGCCUCCGACCCCUCGGCACGGCGCAGACCUCGCCCGCGCUCGGUUGGUAGGAGGAGAGCAUUGGAGUUGUUUUCUCCUUGAUGCCAAGAUACGCCAAGCUAGGAGCACGCUCCUCCUUUCACAGUCAUCCAUCAGGAACAGGCCUGCAGGACGUGGGGACCAAGAACAGAGCUUUGCCACGUCAAGGCCAUUCCCUGCCACCUGUGGGCAUGGGCUGUGCUGGCAACUGAGCACCGCCCAGGUGGCAAGGAGCAUCAGCAUGGUUCACUCUGUUGGCUGCCCUCAGCCACCCUGCUACUGACGCUGCCCUGGACAGACGUGUGGGGGUCGCUCUGCCCAUGCUCACCCAGGCCUUGGGGCCAGGGGCCUGCCAAGGCUGAGUGAGGCCUCCCAUUCAUGGAUCUCUAGGGAUUUCCGAGAUGUCUGGGAAGAGAGGCUGGGGCUGGUGGUGGGCCCGGCUGCCCUUUUGCCUGCUCCUCAGCCUUUAUGGCCCCUGGGUGCCUUCCUCCCUGGGGAAGCCCAAGGGCCACCCCCACAUGAAUUCCAUCCGCAUAGAUGGGGACAUCACACUGGGAGGCCUGUUCCCGGUGCACGGCCGGGGCUCAGAGGGCAAGGCCUGUGGAGAACUAAAGAAGGAAAAGGGCAUCCACCGACUAGAGGCCAUGCUCUUCGCCCUGGACCGCAUCAACAAUGACCCGGACCUGCUGCCCAAUGUCACGCUGGGCGCCCGCAUUCUGGACACCUGCUCGAGGGACACCCACGCCCUCGAGCAGUCCCUGACCUUUGUGCAGGCGCUCAUCGAGAAGGAUGGCACGGAGGUCCGCUGUGGCAGUGGCGGCCCCCCCAUCAUUACCAAGCCUGAACGUGUGGUGGGCGUCAUCGGUGCUUCCGGGAGCUCAGUCUCCAUCAUGGUGGCCAACAUCCUUCGUCUCUUCAAGAUCCCUCAGAUCAGCUACGCCUCCACAGCCCCUGACCUGAGCGACAACAGCCGCUACGAUUUCUUUUCCCGCGUGGUGCCCUCAGACACGUACCAGGCCCAAGCCAUGGUGGACAUCGUCCGUGCCCUCAAAUGGAACUACGUGUCCACGCUGGCCUCGGAGGGCAGCUACGGCGAGAGCGGCGUGGAGGCCUUCAUCCAGAAGUCCCGCGAGGACGGGGGCGUGUGUAUUGCCCAAUCGGUGAAGAUACCGAGGGAGCCCAAGCCAGGGGAGUUUGACAAGAUCAUUCGGCGCCUCCUGGAGACGUCCAACGCCAGGGCCAUCAUCAUCUUUGCCAAUGAGGAUGACAUCAGGCGCGUGCUGGAGGCUGCACGGAAGGCCAACCAGACAGGCCACUUCUUCUGGAUGGGCUCGGACAGCUGGGGCUCCAAGAUCGCACCUGUGCUGCACCUGGAGGAGGUGGCUGAGGGCGCUGUCACCAUCCUCCCCAAGAGGAUGUCUGUGCGAGGCUUCGACCGCUACUUCUCCAGCCGCACGCUGGACAACAACCGGCGCAACAUCUGGUUUGCGGAAUUCUGGGAGGACAACUUCCAUUGCAAGCUGAGCCGCCACGCGCUCAAGAAGGGCAGCCACUUCAAGAAGUGCACCAACCGCGAGCGCAUUGGGCAGGACUCAGCUUACGAGCAGGAGGGGAAGGUGCAGUUUGUGAUUGACGCCGUGUACGCCAUGGGCCACGCACUGCACGCUAUGCACCGAGACCUGUGUCCGGGCCGUGUGGGGCUCUGCCCGCGCAUGGACCCGGUGGACGGCACCCAGCUGCUCAAGUACAUCCGCAGUGUCAACUUCUCAGGCAUUGCAGGGAACCCCGUUACCUUCAAUGAGAAUGGAGACGCGCCUGGGCGCUAUGACAUCUACCAGUACCAGCUGCGCAAUGGUUCUGCUGAAUACAAGGUCAUCGGCUCUUGGACUGACCACCUGCACCUCAGAAUAGAGCGGAUGCACUGGCCGGGGAGUGGGCAGCAGCUGCCCCGCUCCAUCUGCAGCCUGCCCUGCCAGCCAGGUGAGCGGAAGAAGACGGUGAAGGGCAUGCCCUGCUGCUGGCACUGUGAGCCCUGCACAGGGUACCAGUACCAGGUGGACCGCUACAACUGCAAGACAUGUCCCUACGACAUGCGGCCCACCGAGAACCGCACCGGCUGCCGGCCCAUCCCCAUCAUCAAGCUGGAGUGGGACUCGCCCUGGGCCGUGCUGCCCCUCUUCCUGGCCGUGGUGGGCAUCGCGGCCACGCUCUUCGUGGUGCUCACCUUCAUGCGCUACAACGACACGCCCAUUGUCAAGGCCUCGGGCCGCGAGCUGAGCUACGUGCUGCUGGCCGGCAUCUUCCUGUGCUACGCCACCACCUUCCUCAUGAUCGCGGAGCCCGACCUGGGGACCUGCUCCCUGCGCCGAAUCUUCCUGGGGCUCGGCAUGAGCAUCAGCUACGCCGCCCUGCUCACCAAGACCAACCGCAUCUACCGCAUCUUCGAGCAGGGCAAGCGGUCGGUCAGCGCGCCGCGCUUCAUCAGCCCCGCCUCCCAGCUGGCCAUCACCUUCAGCCUCAUCUCGCUGCAGCUGCUGGGCAUCUGCGUGUGGUUUGUGGUGGACCCCUCCCACUCCGUGGUGGACUUCCAGGACCAGCGGACGCUCGACCCCCGCUUCGCCAGGGGCGUGCUCAAGUGCGACAUCUCCGACCUGUCCCUCAUCUGCCUGCUGGGCUACAGCAUGCUCCUCAUGGUCACGUGCACCGUGUACGCCAUCAAGACGCGCGGGGUGCCCGAGACCUUCAACGAGGCCAAGCCCAUCGGCUUCACCAUGUACACCACCUGCAUCGUCUGGCUGGCCUUCAUCCCCAUCUUCUUUGGUACCUCGCAGUCGGCGGACAAGCUAUACAUCCAGACGACGACGCUGACGGUCUCAGUGAGUCUGAGUGCUUCAGUGUCCCUGGGGAUGCUCUACAUGCCCAAGGUCUACAUCAUCCUCUUCCAUCCGGAGCAGAACGUACCCAAGCGCAAGCGCAGCCUCAAAGCCGUCGUCACCGCCGCCACCAUGUCCAAUAAGUUCACGCAAAAGGGCAACUUCCGGCCCAAUGGCGAGGCCAAGUCUGAGCUCUGCGAGAACCUCGAGGCCCCAGAGACUUCCCCUUCCCGGGCCAUCCCCCCGGGCCAGACUCUGCUGGUGCAGGAACAGGUCUGUCAAACCAGCUGUGCUCUAGGGCGCAUGAGUGAGUGGGGCAUUCGCCCUCACCGGUGUCUAACUGGAGGUGACACCCUGACCCCAAAGGUGACGCUCAUGGUGCUGUGACAGGCUAGGGAAUCCGAGAGGGCAGGCCUUCACGGAGAGCUCUGAUGGUACCUCACUGGCAUUGCUGCUUCUACCUCUGCUCAGGCUGGUCACCUGGAGACAGGGGACACUUAGCCCCAUUCCCGCUAGACAAGGAUGGGGGUGGAGGCAUGGCAAGGGAAACCCCAAUGUUCGCAGCCCCCUGCUUCCUUCAAGGGAAGGAUGAGAGCUGCCCACUCGCCCCCUGAAGCAAGGGCCAGAGGCCAGGGCUCCUUGCCCCUGCUGUGUCUCAGCUUAGUGACAACAGGGGCCAUGGAGGUACCAGGCAGGAGCCAGGUGAUUAAUUCCAGGGACAGCCAGACUGAGGGGGGUGUGAGCGGGAGGAGUGGGGAGGUGUCACUCCUGUGGAGCAGGGACAUUUUUCACUCUGUCACUGGCAGGCCACGUAUCUUUAAACAAACAACAGAAUAAAUAAUUCAGGGCCCCGAUUGCAGGCAGAUUGGGUAUGGAGACAUGGGGGCAACAAAUGGGAUUGUCAGCUCCUGCCUGCCGCUGCCCAGCUAAUUGUUCUCUGAGGUGGCGGAGCCUGAACACUAGCUGCGAGGGCCUGUCACCAGCAGGGGAUGGGUUUGGGGCCCUCUGCUUACACCCCCUUGUCCCUUCCCCUCAUACUGAGGAUGUCCUGGGGAGUCACUCCCCCAUUCUCUCCUCAUCGCUGUAGUUAUUUCAGCGCUGCUCCUUUGCUGGCAUUUUGCAAGGUUUAAAGAGUAUUUCCAUCCACCGUGUGGCUGAGAGCCAGCCAAGGGUUAAUUAUCAUCCCAUUUUACAGAUGAGAGAAUCGAGGCUCCAAGAGGUUCAGUUUAUUGCAAGGGCCACAUGACAGGUGCUGAGAUCCCCUGUACUGGUGAGGCUAGGACUGGAUCCCAAGUCUGCUGACUCCUGGCCAGACCCUUCCUUUUGUUCCUCACAGUUAGCUCCUGGGGGCCCCCGGGCACUCAUUGCUCCCAUUUUCCAGAUGGUGACACUGAGGCUCUGCUGAGGGACUCUGGGGCCCCUGGCUUAUAGCUGAGGGCUGAGUGCACUUCCAGGUUCUGGAGCCCUGGGUUGGAUUUUCUAUUGGAGACAGCUCUGAUCUUAGAGGAACAACAGGGGCUCAAAUGUCCCUAACC